AUUCCUCCCCUGCCUGUUGUGGACCUCCCGUCCAGGUAUCUACACAAGAGCACAUUUGGUACUAGUGUGGGAGUUCUUACCAGGAAUAGGCUCACGGCGCAUCUCUCUCUGCUCAACCCCCCAUGGUAUUCCAGGGCCAUAUGUUCACAACUUCUUGGAGCUCUUUUCUCUCCCUUCGCCUCAGUUGUGGCCUCAUCGUCCGCAUCCGUCUUGAUAUAUGAACCUACAUCCUCACCUCUGCUCCAUCUCGUUAUAUAGACUCUGGUGUGCCCUCCACGUCUCCAGCCCGUUGCUCGACAAUCAAACCCGAUCAACAUAUUCCACCACGUACUAAUCAUAUAACCCGCUCUAAAGCCCUACGCAUUUUAUUCUCCUUCUCAUUCUCAUUCUCAACAGAUAGAGCUACCUGCCUCUGAACGAUACAGUGACAGCACACCUCCUAGACCCAGGCCCCGAACCAAAUCCAGAGUUUCUAGCGCUAGACGCGCCGCAUUGAUGGCUCCGAUGGCUGCUACCGUUGAUCCAAUAAACUGCAUUGAGCCCAUCAACGUCGAUAAGGCCAAUGGGAUUCACGCAGAAAACAACGGCGCUCAUGUAAACGGCCACAAUGGCCACAAUGGCCACAAUGGCUCAACUCCCAGACAGAACGGCUUCUCGCCUGCCUCGACAGACUCACGCCCUCCCACGUCGUCAUCUCGUUCGUAUCAAGAGGAUACCCCGUCCAACGGGAUCAGAUACAGCAGAUCCCAUAGAAUCCCGACGUUCGGCAUCCAUGAAGAGGAUAACGGUCCCAGGUCUAGGGGCUAUGCGAACAUCCGCACAUAUGCUGAUGAUGCUCGAAGACAGUACCCCCGUAUCUCAAAGCCCGUCGAGUUGAUGCGCAGCAGCUAUGACUGUGUUGUCAUCGGCUCGGGCUACGGCGGUGCGGUUGCUGCAUCCCGUCUUGCCCGCUGCAAAGAUGCGAACGGGAAGCGCCAGUCGGUCUGUGUACUGGAACGAGGCCAGGAGAAGUGGCCUGGCGAAUACCCCACCGGAGUUCUCGAUGCUUUCGACGAGGUCCACGUCUCUGGCGAGUUCGCCCCUGGGUGGCUUCCAAGUACCACCGUUGAAAGGGGUGACCCGACGGGCAUGUAUCACUUGAUAUUUGGAAAGGGGCUCAACGCAGUUGUCGGCAACGGCCUCGGAGGAACUAGUCUGAUGAACGCUAACGUCUUCCUCGAGGCGAACGAGGCCACCCUGUCCAUGCCUAUCUGGCCAAAGGCCAUCAGGGAGGACCCCGGAAGUCUCAAGAAGUUCUACCAGAGAGCCAGGGAGGUUCUCGAGCCCACCGAGUAUCCAGACGAUUGGCCUGAACUUCCCAAAGUUAAGCUCUUCAAGAAACAAGCUGCUGCUCUUGGCCUUGCGAACAAGUUCAAAAUGGUUCCCCAAACGACCAGAUUCCGAAAUGGCCCCAACAGCACUGGCGUGGAGAUGUCCCCAUCAGCUUUGACCGGCCAGGACUGCACUGGUCUCAACGACGGCUCCAAGACGACUACUCUGGUGACAUACCUGGCAGACGCCUGGAACUGGGGCGCAGAGAUGUUUUGCGAGAGCGAGGUCCGAUACAUCAAGAAGGCCGACCCCAGUGUCGGUGGUUACCUUAUCUUUUUCGCCUGGCAUGGCCGCAACAGGGGUCACUUCAAAGCAAACCUCCAUGGCGACUUGAUGUGGGUUCACGCCAAAGAGUGUGUCUUCCUGGGCGCCGGUGCCAUCGGCAGUACCGAAAUUCUACUCCGUAGCAAGGAGAUGGGUCUGCCAAUGAGCCCACGCGUUGGCGAGAACAUGAGUGGCAACGGCGACAUGCUGGGCUUCGGAUACAACAUGGACGAAGAAGCGAACGCAAUCGGAACUCCCUUUCCGAGUCCGUAUAACCCGGUCGGUCCCACGAUUAACUCCAUCAUUGAUGAUCGUGAGGGGCACGAGAACCCGCUCGAUGGAUACGUGAUCCAGGAGGGCGCGAUUCCCCGGUCAAUGACACCAUUCCUCCAAACACUGUUGGAGAUGAUGCCCGGAAACAUCGAGGCCACUGGGGAGUCACUGAAUGAGAGAGUGCGUUCCGCCUUCGCCCGAUAUUCAAGCCACUUGUUCGGCGCCUACCGCCAGGGCGGAUCAAUGGACAACACGCAGGUCUACCUGGUCAUGUCCCAUGACAGCAGCCAGGCGAUGCUCACUCUCAAGGAUGACAAGCCGGUUCUCGAGUUCCUCGGCGUCGGACGCAGCGAUCAUGUCCGGAAGCUCAACGACUUGUUGGCCAAGGCCACCCAAGCUGUUGGCGGAACAUUUGUCAACAACCCAUUCCAUGCCUUGAUGGGAGGUCAACAGGUGACUGUUCAUCCUAUCGGUGGGGCAUGUAUGGCUCGAGAUGACACCGGUGCCACCGGCGUGACGAACGAUGUCGGCGAGGUAUUUGCCGGGGACGAGGACGAAACCCACCCUGGUCUGAUUGUGACUGAUGGUUCCGUUAUUCCUGGCGCCAUCGGUGUUAACCCCUUCGCCACUAUCACGGCCCUCGCUGAGCGUUCUGUCGACGCCUACAUCCACAGGAAGAACCUCAAGAUCCACCCCAACAAGAACGGCAUCCUGGACCUUUUUGGCGAGCCCAAGUUCGCACCAAAGGACAACCGAGACACGGAAAAGCUCAGCGUCGAGUCACAGAAGAUCCACGAGGCAAAGUCGCUGAUCCAUCACGCCAGCAGGUCAAAGGCAGGGGGCUUUGGCUUCACUGAAGUCAUGUCAGGAUUCGUCCACCGUGAUGACGGACUAGUGGCCGACAAGCGCGCCACCUAUGAGCUGGCUUACCGGACGGCCAAGAGCCUGUGCGAGAGCGCGAGGUUCUUCCUUAGCGUCCAGGCCUUCAACACGAAGUCCAUGAUUAAGGAGCCGGAUCACUCGGCCAUGUUGACGGGAACCUUUGUCUGUCCCACCAUCCGCGGGUCUCCGUUCAUGGUUCAGCGAGGCGACUUUAACCUCUUCAUUCUCGAUCAGAAGGCUCCCGGAACCCGGAACAUGACCUACGACUUUGACCUGCGAGGCGUCAACGGCGAGAAGUAUCACUUCCAUGGGUACAAGGUUGUCGAUUCUUCCGUCGCGCUGGCCCCGUUCCAGUUCUGGAAGGCCACCAGCACCCUCUACGUCACCGUCUCCGAGCCGAACCGCAGUCUGGAUGUCACCGAGGAUUGCGAGGAACCGUGGCGUCUCGGAAGGGUCAUCGCCAAGGGCAUCAUGCACAUCCAGCCUGCCGACUUCGUCUCCCAGAUCAUGACCAUGACGCCGACGGGCAGCAGUCUCAUCAGGAAGGCGUACAGCGCGGCGAGCUUCUUGACCUACUUCACCCGCAAGUCGCUGUCUCUCUUCCUCGCGCCCUUCACCCCUCUGCAGUACCCCAGCGUCACCUACAACGGUUACGUCAACGACACACCCCCGACCGCGUCGUUUGUCAUCGUCGCCCGCGACGGCGUCAAGACGCGGAUGCACAUGUGGGAGCCGACAAACCCUAGCAUCGAGCCCAAAAACCUCUUCAUGAUCCCGGGUGCCGCUGUGGACCAUCAGAUCUACGCGCUGCCCACGAUCAAGUAUAACGCGGUCAACUACUUCACGCGCGCUGGCUACCGCGUCUUCAUCGCAGUCCACCGCAUCGGCCAGCUGAUGGUCGCCCAGAACAACUGGACAACCUACGACGCUCGGCUCGACAUGCAGGCUUGCCUAGAGUACAUCCGUGAGAAGUACGCCGAGGGUAAUUCUCCGGACAACAAGGUCUACUGCAUCGCCCACUGCAUGGGCAGCGUCGCCUUCUCGUGCGGCCUCCUUGACGGCACCAUCCCCUCGAGCUGGGUUCACGGCAUCACUGGUAGCCAGGUCUUCAUGAACCCCAUCUGGACGACCCUCAACAUGGCCAAGGUCAUGGCGGGCCCGAUCCCGCUCGACAGGAUGUAUAAGAUGGUGCUAGGCAACUGGUUCUCCUGCAGCACGGCCAAGGACGACAGCUUACUCCAGCGGGCCCUCAACGAGGCGUUGCGGCUGUACCCGGAGGAGAGGAAGGAGAUCUGUAACAACGCCAGCUGCCAUCGUUGCACGCUCGUCUUCGGCCGGUGCUGGAACCACAGCAAUCUCAACGAGGCAACGCACAGGCAGAUUGACCGCUUUUUCGGUGGCGUCAACAUGACACAGUUGCACCUCCUCAUGAAGCAGGGGUUCGAGGGCCACGUUAUGACCAACGGCCCGCUCUUCCGGCCUCUCACAACGACGGAGAACAUCCGCAGACUCAGGGGCAUCCCCGUCAUGCUCUUCGUCGGGCGCGACAACGCCGUGCUAACCCCCGAGGCGACAGAGCGCACGUACGAGAUCCUGUGCGACACGUUCGGGUCCCACGGCGGAGAUGGCCGGAAGGGGCUGCAGUAUCGUCGCCGCGUCGUCCCCGGGUACGGCCACCUAGACUGCUGGAUGGGCCGUAACGCGUGGAAGGACGUGUAUCCCUUUGUCAGGGAGGAGGUCGACCGUGUCGUCCGCGGGGAGGAUUACCACUUUGACGACCCCGAGGACAAGUUCUCCCGCAUGGUGGACAGUGGCGAGCUUCUGUACUAGGUAGAUGGAUGUCUUGGGGAUCUUCGUUGUCAGUAACACUUGGUUUGUUAGGCGUCUCCUCCCGUUAGGAGGCGGACGUUGAUUGUAUCGAUACCCUCGCCCAUUUCCUCGGUUCGCUUGGGCAAGGGUAUGUAACGGGGGAAAAAAGAGGGGGUUAGGGCGUUAGGGGCCAAGGAGCACAUGAGAAAAGAAAAACACGCUGGGUUUCCCUCAGUAGACGAAAUGAGGGGGUUUGUCACUCGCUUUUUCUUCUUCCACAAUGGGAUGGAGUUUCGGGGGUGGAAAAAUUCGUCGUAAGAAAAACGGGAGCUGCGCUUCCAAUGUUAAAAAUCCACAUCAUUCAUCCAUUCGUUGCUUCAGCUGAGAUCAAGAGCCCAGUAUCGCAAAAGGAUUCAAGUAUUGUACAAACUCCCCGAUACCAAGUCCCGGUUCAUGGUCACAUUAACACCGCCGCCAUCCCCUUUGUCGGAUGGUGGCUGCCCUGUUCUUUGAAGGAAGACAGUAAAAAGAUGACACAAAAAUAUUUAUACACGCCCACGGUUCCGCGUCAAAACAUCUCGGCGAGGGGCUUGACGUAGUUUGCUUCCAGCGCAUCCCAGUCGACCUCGCCGGCGGCGCGCUCAGUCAUCGGCGGCGGCGCCCAGGCGUCGUCAAAGACGAGCCGCGUGUCGUCGCGGUAGAUGAAGCUCUGGCGGUGCCACUCCUCCUCGUUGGGCGCCUCGACCCGCCCCAGCGCGAUGUCGAGCUGCUCCACCGAGGCGGCAUCGUCGUCCUCAUCGCCCCACGCAAUCCAGGCUGUCGUCGUCCGGCCACCCUCGGCGUCGACUUUGUGCGAAGACUGGCCCCACUCGAACGUGCCGUUGGUGAGCUCCGGUGCCGUGAUCUCAACGACCUGGCCCCUCCGUCGCUUGUGCUGGUGCGUCGCCGUGGACGAGGUCGAGGCCACGACGCGGGUGAGCUUCACCUCGAACACGCCCUUUGUCGUCGCGAAGCCGCCCCUCGCGAAGGCGAGCCAUUUCGAGAGGUGGGGGCGGACGGUCCACUCGGCGCCGGCGGGGGCGAGGAGCUGGAUGCCCAGGACCUCGGACGUCAGCACGCUCGUCGGGCCCGAGGACCACCCGUGGCAGUGGGAGUUGCGGGCCGCGGACCAGUAGGCCGGGUACUGCACGCCGCCGUCGACCAUGAAGCCCUCGGCGAGGGUGCUGUUUGUGAAGCCGGGCCCGUCGAGGAGGUAGGACCACUCGAGGAGCAUCAGCUCGACGGCCGCGUCGUGGUCGUCGGCGGCGGCGUGGGCGAGCAGCUCGAACGACGACACAAAGGGGGAGAUGACGUUGGGGAACUCGACGGCCGGCGCGCCAUGCUUCGUCCACCGUGACUGCAGGUUGCCCGACACCACGGCGCGUCG
Molecule: messenger RNA, 6025 nt
Organism: Colletotrichum destructivum
Lineage: Eukaryota; Fungi; Ascomycota; Sordariomycetes; Glomerellales; Glomerellaceae
Product: Putative glucose-methanol-choline oxidoreductase, alpha/Beta hydrolase
Exons: 5
Coding region: 496-4620 (1374 amino acids)
Molecular function (GO): flavin adenine dinucleotide binding; oxidoreductase activity, acting on CH-OH group of donors
Source: RefSeq, a predicted model, not a curated record